Pleuronectes platessa (European plaice) is the source of this 2359-nucleotide messenger RNA. Its product is annotated as ubiquitin-conjugating enzyme E2 H. Lineage: Eukaryota; Metazoa; Chordata; Actinopteri; Pleuronectiformes; Pleuronectidae. The transcript is spliced from 7 exons. Gene Ontology annotation, molecular function: ubiquitin conjugating enzyme activity. Gene Ontology annotation, biological process: protein polyubiquitination; ubiquitin-dependent protein catabolic process. The coding region runs from base 237 to 788 and encodes 183 amino acids. The record is from RefSeq and is a predicted model, not a curated record. Gene Ontology annotation, cellular component: nucleus.
GUCGCUGGAGGUUGAUGUCACUGGCAGCAGCAGAGUCCCCCGGACAGGACGCGAGAAGUGUGGGUAGAGAGCAGCGCACACGAGUCCUUGGAGAUCCACGGUGAGAGGAGCAGAAGAAAGUGGGCGAUGGUGUCUUGUUUAUGGACGUUGCGGGGAGGCUGCUGAUACGGUCCGUCCACGCUGAGAGUCGCAGUAUUUUUUAGAUCACUUCUUUAAACAACAACAGAAAAAACAACAUGUCGUCUCCAAGUCCGGGCAAGAGGCGAAUGGAUACCGACGUGGUGAAACUCAUUGAGAGCAAGCACGAGGUCACCAUCCUCAGUGGACUCAACGAGUUUGUGGUCAAGUUCCAUGGACCACCUGGAACGGCAUAUGAAGAAGGUGUGUGGAAGGUUCGGGUGGACCUGCCGGAUAAAUACCCCUUCAAAUCUCCAUCUAUAGGAUUCAUGAAUAAAAUCUUCCAUCCCAACAUUGAUGAAGCGUCAGGCACGGUGUGUUUAGACGUCAUUAACCAGACUUGGACAGCUCUCUACGACCUCACCAACAUCUUCGAGUCGUUCCUCCCUCAGCUGCUCGCCUACCCCAACCCCAUCGACCCUCUGAACGGAGAUGCGGCCGCCAUGUACCUGCACCGGCCAGAGGAUUAUAAACACAAGAUUAAAGAGUACAUCCAGAAGUACGCCACCGAGGAGGCUCUAAAGGAGCAGGAGGAGAGAGAGGGCAACUCUUCCUCCGAGAGCUCCAUGUCAGACUUUUCGGAGGACGAGGCUCAGGACAUGGAGUUGUAGUGAAGGGGAGGAAGAUCCCGCCCCACUUCACCUCACAACAGACUAUUAUUUCCUAAAGAGCAGAAAAACUCAGUACUAUAUUCAUAUUUAAGACAAUUUUUUACAGCAACACAAACGAUUUUUAUUGCUACACGAGGAUUUGCAGUAUAAUAUCGCUGAAUAUUAACCCUUACUUAGGAGUUCACGACCGCCUGCCCCCUCCUUCACACCGACAGAUCAGAGAGGAGCUCAUCAUUCAAUCCCAUGAUCCUCAGCGGCUUCAGUGACACUGCUCGGCGGAGUUCGCACUGAGCAGUGAGACCAGCGCGGGGAGCAGGACUGUCAUCGAAACACAACUAGACUGUUUACACCCGGUUUCCUCUUUAGAUCCACAACCUGCAGCUCAUCAGCUUUUCUGUUGCAACACGCUCUUGUUUUUCUUUUUGUGUAGUUUUUAUUCAACAUUUCCUUCAACUCGCUCACAGAUGUCUGCAAGAUCACGAUCCGUUAUUUCUAGUCAGGCCCAAGACUCAGAAGAGCGUGGAAUCGCCCCCCACCUUCCCCUUUCAUUUUUUGCCGCUACAGCCUAGAGGAGCUUCCCUUACAAUCAUCACCCCCGAGGAUCUGAGGACCAGAGGGCCACAGGACGGCAUGGCUGCAGACGCCCUCUCUGCUGACACAUCACACACACACCGUCAAACAACCGAUGCAUCAACCAGAAAACGCCAGUGGGUGUCUGUGUGUGCAUGUGAUCCAGGAAGAAUCAUGGCGUUUUGAUAACCCGUGUCACACUGACCACUGAUUUCUCAGGAGAAGUGGAGGACAAGGUUCACGAUCCUGAUCCCUCUUGUUUCCAACACCCUUCCCCUCCUCCUCCUGCUCCUCUUCCUCCUCCUCCUUCUCUCCGUUUUAGGAAAGUGUUUGUCAUUCUCUGAGUAUCUUUGUAUAUUGUGGCAUGACACAGAAGUGAAGUUUGUGUAGGGCUUUGUGGAGCUGUAACGCUGUAGAAAUGAAGAGGAGGCCUGCGUCUUCUGUGAGCCGGGCGGGGUUUGUCGGGGGGGAUUACCCAGGUCCUUGUGGAAUUGUUGAACUUCUUAAAAUUUGCCUAUUGCUUGUGUUGAACUAUAAUAGGUGUUUGACUUGCGUAGGGAUAGUUAGUUUUUUUUGCGGGUGGUGAAUUCUAUCAUAAUGUAUGGUUUAAUACUUAAUGUAACCCACUAGUUUGAAGACUAUGUCCUGUAAAGAUGAGGAGAAUUAAUACAUCUUUGUCUGUGGGAUGACUCUUUGUUGAAUCAAAUCCUCCAAAGACGUGUUGCACCCCUGCACCCCCUUUCUUAUGCAAAUCUCUCCAUGGACGAAGAUUUACGUUGUGAGACAGAAGUGCUCUUUGUUUCAACCACUCAACGCUGUCUCGUGUCCUUUUGUCGUGCUGUUUGAUGGCCUGUUGUUUUCCAAGAUGGCGGGACAAAAUUAUAAUUAAUCUUCAAGCCCUAAUUUUUUUAUAUACAUAUACUUCUCCCCGAAAAAAGCAGAACACAUAGGAAUUCCUCCUCAGGUUGGAUUUGAAAAUAAAGUGUUUAUGGUGAAAUUAA